UUGCCCCUGCCGAGACGGACGCAACCAUGCGGAACGGUGGAAGCUCCCACGCUUGGGCAGAUUUGCCCGCUGCGCUCCAUAAUAUCCUGCCCAAAGCCAACAAGGCCGCAGAGAGCGAUGGACAGCUGAAAGCGUUCACGACCAGCAACGCCAUAUCCGCACCAGCCACAUUUGGCAUCAAGUCUGCCGGCGCGCCAAAUGCUGUCCUGGUCACUGUCACCAACGGCAAGGCUGAUAUCCAUACUGGCAGCACUGAUGAGGCGGUGUUCACGCUCUCGGCCCUGCCAGAGCAAUGGCAGGAGUUCUUCAAGCAGACGCCUGUGGCACCCUACCAAUCCUACUGGGGCAUGUUCGGGAUGAACAUCAAACAAGAGGGCAUCGAGGUGCAAGGCGACCAGAACGCUUUCGCGCACUGGACGCACGUCUGGCGGCGCGUUCUCGAGAUCUUGCAUGAUGCUUAUGCUGGUCCUACUCCCGAGGACGACGAGCCUGAUAUGGACGUCGAUCAUAUUGUGGGUCGGUAUGUCUACAUCACGUCACCAGUAUGGGGCAAGUGUAAGGUGUUCUACGAACAGUCCGGGGAAGGCGAUCAGGAGAUUGUGUUCUUGCAUACUGCUGGCAGCGAUAGCCGACAGUAUCACGGCGUCAUGAAUGACGAGAGGAUGUUGAAGAAGUGCAAGAUGACGGCUUUUGAUCUGCCGGCGCACGGUAGGAGCUUCCCUUAUGAGGGAUAUUGGCCUGGCAUGCACACUAACACAGAAGAUGCCUACGUGGGCUGCAUCGCAGCAAUGGUUAAGAAGCUCGGCUUGACUAAGCCGAUCAUUUGCGGUGCGUCCAUGGCUGGGCAGGUCUGCUUGGCGGUGGCUGCUCGCGCAGACGAGGUUGGCGCUGGCGGGUCGAUUCCAUUACAAGGCAGCGACUACCUCAACAUGGAGCGGCAAUGGUACGAUCGGUCACCGUACGUGAAUCAAUCGCUCUUCAACCCUGAGUGGGUUUACGGGAUGAUGUCGCCGACUGCACCGUUGAAGAACCGUCAACUCAUCUGGCAUAUGUACUCUGCACAAGCGUACGGCAUCUUCCAUGGAGACCUUGUAAACUUCUACUUUGGAGGCUGGGACGGCCGCGACAGGAUGGCCGGCAUCGACACGAAGAAGUGCCCGGUGUACAUGCUGACAGGCGAAUACGACUGGAGCAACACACCGGCCAUGACCCAGAAGACGUGCGACAAGAUUCCAGGCGGCAAGCAGGUGGCGAUGAAAGGUCUGGGACACUUUCCCGCGACGGAGAACCCGAAGGUUUUCGUCGGUUACGUGUUGGAUGCUAUCGAUCACAUUCAGAAGAUGAGAGCUUGA
Baudoinia panamericana UAMH 10762 is the source of this 1352-nucleotide messenger RNA. RefSeq lists its product as uncharacterized. NCBI's taxonomy places the organism in Eukaryota, Fungi, Ascomycota, Dothideomycetes, Mycosphaerellales, Teratosphaeriaceae. The record is from RefSeq and is a predicted model, not a curated record. Bases 27 to 1352 code for a protein of 441 amino acids. The transcript is spliced from 7 exons.